Messenger RNA from Funneliformis geosporum, 732 nucleotides. The record is from the annotation of a GenBank genome assembly. Lineage: Eukaryota; Fungi; Glomeromycota; Glomeromycetes; Glomerales; Glomeraceae.
AUGAAAGGAGGCAAUUUAAGAGAAUUCUUGAAAAAUAAAAAUAGUGAAUUAGAUUUAAGUGACAAACUUACGUUAUUAUUAAACAUUGCUCAAGGGUUAAAAGAUAUUCAUAAAAAGAAUUUAGUUCAUCGCGAUCUACACAGCGGAAAUAUACUAAAUUUUUGUUCUAUUAAACUUAGAAAGUUUAAAACAGUUAGUUAUAUCACUGAUCUGGGUCUCAGUCAACCAGCUAGUUACCAAAAACAGGAAGGUAAAAUUUUCGGUGUUCUUCCUUAUGUGGCUCCGGAAGUGCUACAAGGUCAACCUUAUACCCAAGUUGCCGAUAUUUAUUCUUUUGGGAUGGUGGCUUAUGAACUAUUGGCUAAUGCUUAUCCUUACUAUGACUUUGAAGGAGAUGAAACUAAAUUAGCCUUAAAUAUAUAUGCUGACCCAAAAAAAAGACCAAAUGUUGAAUAUUUAGAUCAUGAGGAAUACAAUACUUUCUCCCAAAAUACUCCUUACCAAAUCCAUUCAAUAGCAACAACUACUAGCCAACUCAUCAACACCCAACAAAUUGCGCAAUUAUUCCAAGAAGCUAAGCAACAAGCCUUAGCACAAGAACUAAAACAUAUCGAAGCAUUAAUAGAUCAACCACUUACUGAUGAACAAAAAGAACUAGUAAGUGAUUUUAUUCAAACUAAAAAGCUAACCAUCCAAGACGAAGCAGAUGAACAAGCCGAAGAUCAAGCUUGA